Daucus carota subsp. sativus is the source of this 1962-nucleotide messenger RNA. RefSeq lists its product as uncharacterized. The transcript has 4 exons. Bases 1 to 1962 code for a protein of 653 amino acids. The record is from RefSeq and is a predicted model, not a curated record. Lineage: Eukaryota; Viridiplantae; Streptophyta; Magnoliopsida; Apiales; Apiaceae.
AUGGAGACUGAUGGUAAAGAUAUUAAGUGGGUUCCAGGACUUACUUUUGGGGAUAAAGCACAAGUCAAAGAUGCAGUUAGGAGCUUUUCUAUUGCAUCUGGGAGGCCACUGAAGUACAGUGUGGAUGACCAGCAGAGGAUCCAAGUUGUGUGCAGUAAAGGAUGUCCCUUUAAGAUGUGGUUCUCAUACUUGAAGGAGAAUAAAUGUUGGCAGCUGAAGACAGUUAAUGAUGAGCAUAACUGCAUCUACCAAUACAGAAAUAAGCUUGUGACUGUCAAGUACCUAGCAGAUCAGUAUGGUCCUAGGAUAAGAAGAAAUCCUAGUUGGAAGCUUAAAGAAAUACAAGAAGAAUUCAGGACAACUUUGAAGGUUGAAGUUGGUGAAGCUAAGUGUUGUAGGGUGAGACAGAGGGCCUUAAGUCAAGUUGAGGAAGAGAUGAAAAAACACUAUGCUGGGGUUAGGAACUUUGGUGGUGAAAUUUUGAGGGGAAAUAAGGACAAAACAGUGAAGAUCUGUACAACAAGGGUGAAUGAGGGAGAUGCACCUCAUUUUCAGAGAUUUUAUGUGUGUUAUGACAAGCUGAAAAAGGGUUGGAAGGCUGGAUGUAGACCAAUCAUAGGUCUGGAUGGCUGCUUUCUCAAAUCUGUGUGUGGUGGCCAGCUUCUUUCAGUAGUUGGAAGAGAUGGCAAUGACAACAUGUUCCCAUUUGCAAUGGCUGUGGGCUUGGAUAAGGCAGUGAGGGAAUUUCUCCCUCUUGUGGAGCAUAGAUUUUGUGCUAGACAUUUGUCUUCCAACUUGUCUAAGAAGCAUCCAGGUGAAGCUGUCAAAGUGGCAUUUUGGAGAGCUUGUACAUCCACACAUCCAACUCAGUUCAAGGCUGCAAUGAAGGACCUUGAAAAUCACUCCAAAGGGGCUGCUCAGAAGAUGAAUGAACUGGAUCCCAAAGUAUGGUCUCAAGCAUACUUUGCAACUCAUUCCAAAUGUGCAAGCACUGACAACAAUAUCUCUGAGUGCUUCAAUGCUUGGAUCCUCAAGACAAGGUACAUGCCCUUAACUGAUAUGCUUACAGAAAGUCAUGAUAUGCUUAUGGAGAGGAUACAUAAAAAGAGAGAUGCAAUGAGGGAUGUAGAUUGUGUGCUUGUGCCUAAAGCCAAAAAAAUGUUAGAUAGAGCUGUUUUGGAGAGUAGUGAGUGCAGUGUGUUGUGGGAUGGUCAGGAUGACUUUCAAGUGAAAUGGAGGGGAGUAUGGGAGUUAACUGGCAUACCUUGUUCUCAUUCUGUUUGUGCCAUUCAAAAAAUGAGAGAAGAUCCAGUUGACUAUGUGGAACAUUGGUUCAAGAAAGAUACAUAUAUGAGGACUUACUCAUUUUGUUUGGAAGUGCUGAGGGGGGAACCCUUUUGGGAGGAGACAAUGGGAGACACAGUUCUCCCACCACCAUUUGUGAAGCAGCUGAGGGGAAGGCCUAAAAGGCAGAGGAGGAGGGAAGGGUGGGAGAGGGCUAGAGGAAGGAUGAAGCAAUCGCAAAGACCAAACUUCUCUAGGGUGGGGAGGGUAAUGCAUUGCAUAAUCUGUAGAGAGACAGGGCAUACUAGAGGCAAAUACCCUAACAAGCCUGCUGAUUAUGUGGAGAAGCCAGUCAGAAAAAGGAUGCCAAAGAGGAGACAGAUGACUGAAGAAGAAGCUGAAAGAGCUGCAGAAAUUGAGAGGGUUGGUAAAGAAAGGGAGACAGAGGAAGCUGAGCUUAUGGAUGAGAUUUUGGAGGCUGAGCAUGUGGUUAGUGCACCACCACCAACUACACCUAGAACGGUUUUUAUGCCUACUCCAAAUGUUGAAGCAACACAUGGCACAGGUGGGACUCCAUCUCCUUCAAAGCUGCAACCACAUGAGCCUGGGACCAGCAAAAGAGGAAGGCCAAAGCUUCCUAUGAGAAAAUUCAAGGUCCCAAGAAAAAAAGGACUGUAG